CCUAUAAAAAGAUCCAAAUAAUAAAAGCUCUUGAUUCCUCCACCAGCUUUUAUACUGAGUAAUUUUCCAGCAACCAAAUUUCUACACUAGGCCAAACAAGUGAAACUAACAGUUAUUAUGCUUUAUCAAGCAAGAUGUCUACAACAGGGAAGGCCACUUUUUUCUGUUUAGACUUCAUUCUUUCCCCAAACCCCAGAAAAAAAAUGGUAAAAACUAGGCACCAUAUCUUCCUUUACCAUGCCUUUGGUAUGGUGUAGGCAAAAAAAGAAAAUGGGGCGUCAUAACUCGAACCACGCUAUCUUGGAUUUAUCAGGAUUUAAGCACUCCUCACCUAUUAUCAUAUCAGAUCAGAUCAGAUCAUUCCUGGGGACGGGAAACUGUUACUUCUUCCCAGACACAAUAAAGGAGUGCUCAAAAUCAAAAUUUUCUUUGCAUUUAUCAGUUUUAAAUGCAGAACCAUAUGUCAGAGCAGACCCAUUUAAUGCCAAUGUAAGUAUGUAUGGAUUGAAGUGCCUUUUAUGUCUACCUAACACACUUUCUCUAGUCUAUCCUAGCAGCUCCAAGUUUUUACCACUUGGCACGCUGUGCAGCUCUGCCGCUACGCACCACAGUCACAACUUUAUAGGUGUUAGUACUGGGAUUGUCCCAGUUAACCACGACACAAAUGCCAAAGUGUUUGAAAGGAGGAUCAAGAUAACUGAGUUGGUGCUGAGGUGUGUGAUCUUAGGUUUGGGAGUUCUUGCGGCUGUUCUCGUAGGAACUGAUUCCCAAGUCAAAGAGUUUUUCUCAAUUCAGAAGACAGCUAAAUUUACAGACAUGAAGGCUUUAGUAUUCCUGGUAGUUGCAAAUGGGUUAGCUGCUGGCUUCUCCUUAGUCCAAGGGCUGCACUGUAUCAUUUGUAUGGUCAGAGGAAGAGCACUCUUAAGCAAGCCCUUAGCGUGGGCCAUUUUUUCUGGUGAUCAGGUAAUGGCAUAUGUAACAGUGGCGGCAGUGGCGGCUUCAGGGCAAUCUGGUAUGUUGGCAAAGGUGGGCCAGGCAGAACUGCAGUGGAUGGAGUUGUGCAAGAUGUAUGGAAAAUUCUGCAACCAAGUGGAAGAAGGGAUAGUUUCUGCUUUUGUGGUUAGCCUUAGUAUGGUGGUCCUGUCUUGUUUUUCUGCUUUCAGUCUCUUCCGUUUGUAUGGUGAUCACAAACUGAAAAAUGUAAAUUGGUAGGUUGGAACAUACCAUUGACUCAACUUAAUACCAUACCUACCACUCAA
Messenger RNA from Vigna unguiculata (cowpea), 1259 nucleotides. Its product is annotated as CASP-like protein 2B1. Lineage: Eukaryota; Viridiplantae; Streptophyta; Magnoliopsida; Fabales; Fabaceae. The record is from RefSeq and is a predicted model, not a curated record.